Messenger RNA from Esox lucius (northern pike), 6088 nucleotides. It is a transcript of the gene trpm1a, whose product is annotated as transient receptor potential cation channel, subfamily M, member 1a. The record is from RefSeq and is a predicted model, not a curated record. Gene Ontology annotation, cellular component: membrane. The transcript is spliced from 28 exons. NCBI's taxonomy places the organism in Eukaryota, Metazoa, Chordata, Actinopteri, Esociformes, Esocidae. Bases 217 to 5274 code for a protein of 1685 amino acids. Gene Ontology annotation, molecular function: calcium channel activity. Gene Ontology annotation, biological process: protein tetramerization; calcium ion transport into cytosol.
CCACAGGACAUCCCCAUCCCUGUUGUCUAGUGGACCCUGGAGUGGUCGCACGGCUGGAGAUGUUGAACUCAGAACUUCAGUUUGUCAGCGGUUAGAGUCGUCUCUUCAGAAAGGUUACAAGCAGUGGUAGUAGAAGUAGUUUUGAUGGUCCUGCCAUUGGGUGAUGCACUGGGAGUAGAGGAGGUGAUGGUGUAAGAGCCAGGGGGCGAAGCAGACAUGGAGAGAGUUCCUGGAGCCAGGAGGAGUAUCGGUGGUGGAUCGUUUAGACGGGCCUCCAUCCAUAGAACCACGUCUGGAUCUCAGAAGGCUCAGAAAGCGUGGAUUGAGAGGACGUUUCAAAAGAGAGAAUGCAUCCAAAUAUUUCCCAGCAAAGAACCAAACAGGUGCUGUUGUGGCCAGGCAGUGAACCAGCACGUAGCUGUCCUUCCGGGAGCAACCACCAGGGCGGCGGAAGAGGCCGGUCAGAAAGGGCUGGUGGAGGGAUCCAAGGAGCGCUGGUCUGUGCUCAAACACACGCAGGCCUCGGCUACAGACGCCUAUGGGGUCAUCGAGUUCCAGGGAGGAGGGCAGGUCAACAAGGCCAUGUACAUCCGAGUGGCGUACGACUCCAAGCCAGACAACCUCCUGCACCUGAUGGUGAAGGACUGGCAGCUGGAGCUGCCCACGCUGCUCAUCUCUGUCCACGGGGGGCUACAAAACUUUGAGCUCCAGCCUAAACUCAAACAGGUGUUUGGGAAAGGACUCAUCCAGGCAGCGGUGACCACUGGAGCGUGGAUCCUCACCGGAGGAGUCAGCACUGGAGUGAUCCGACAUGUCGGAGAUGCGUUGAAGGACCACUCCUCCAGGUCCAGGGGAAAGGUGUGCGCCAUCGGGAUCGCGCCCUGGGGCAUCGUGGAGAACAAAGAGGACCUGAUAGGAAGAGAUGUGACGCGUUCAUACCAAACCAUGUCCAACCCCAUGUCCAAGUUGUCUGUCCUCAACAACAGCCACUCCCACUUCAUCCUGGCAGAUAACGGGACACACGGGAAGUAUGGAGCCGAGGUCCGCCUCCGCCGUCAGCUAGAGAAACACAUCUCACUGCAGAAGAUCAACACGCGUCUGGGUCAAGGAGUGCCUCUGGUCUGUCUAAUCCUGGAAGGCGGUCCGAACGUCAUCUCCAUUGUCCUGGAGAGCUUGAGGGAGGACCCGCCUGUACCUGUGGUGGUUUGUGAUGGCAGCGGACGGGCCUCGGACAUCCUCUCCUUUGCACACAGAUACUCUGAGGAUGAUGGGUUGGUAAACGACAACGUGAAGGACCAGCUCCUGGUUACCAUCCAGAAGACGUUCAACUACAACCGCAGUCAGGCUCAUCAGAUAUUCCUAAUGGUCAUGGAGUGCAUGAAGAAACGCUCACUGAUCACGGUUUUCCGUAUGGGAUCAGAGGGACAGCAGGACAUUGAGAUGUCCAUUCUGACAGCCUUGCUGAAAGGCACCAACGCCUCCGCCCCUGACCAGCUGAGUCUGGCUUUGGCCUGGAACCGAGUGGACAUCGCCAGGAGCCAGAUCUUCGUUUAUGGCCACCACUGGCCCACGAGCGGCUCAUCUGUCAACUCCCUGGCUGCCUCCAGCAGCGGGGGCCAGGAUAAGCCCAAGAGCCCGGCCUCUGCCCGGGGGGGUGGCGGUGGGCUAGGGAAGGGGAAGGCCAGGGUGAAGAAGGGCAAAGGAGGCAAGGCCAAGCCUGAAGCUCCAGAGGAGACUGACCCCCGGAAGCUGGAGCUACGCAACUGGGUGAACUCCCUGGAGCAGGCCAUGAUGGACGCCCUGGUGCUGGACCGGGUGGACUUUGUCAAACUGCUGAUCGAGAACGGGGUCAACAUCCACCACUUCCUCACCAUCCCCCGUCUGGAGGAACUCUACAACACGAGGCUGGGCCCAACCAAUACAUUACACUUUGUAGUCAGAGACGUGAAGAAGGGAAAUCUCCCACCAGAUUAUCAGAUCACCCUGAUCGAUAUUGGGUUGGUUCUGGAAUUCCUGAUGGGCGGGGCGUAUCGUUGUAACUAUACCAGGAAGCAGUUCCGCAUCCUCUACAACAACCUCUAUGGGUUGAAGAGGCCGAAAGCGCUAAAAAUGUUAGGACUGGAGGAUGAUGAACCACGAGGGAAGGGCAAGAAAAAGGGGAAGAAGAAGAAAGAGGAAGAGAUUGACAUCGACAUGGACGACCCGGAGGUCUGUCGCUUCCAGUACCCGUUCCAUGAGCUGAUGGUGUGGGCCGUUCUCAUGAAGCGCCAGAAGAUGGCACUGUUCCUGUGGAAGAGAGGCGAGGAAGCCAUGGCUAAGGCUCUGGUGGCCUGCAAGCUGUACAAAGCCAUGGCCCAUGAGUCGUCUCAAAGCGAGCUGGUGGACGACAUCUUCCAGGACCUGGAAAACAACUCCAAGGAGUUUGGCCAGCUGGCCUACGAGCUCUUAGACCAGUCCUACAAGCAUGAUGAGCAGGUGGCCAUGAAGCUGCUGACCUACCAGCUGAAGAAUUGGAGCAACUCCACCUGCCUGAAGCUGGCUGUGGCCGCCAAACACCGGGACUUCAUCGCCCACACCUGCAGCCAGAUGCUGCUGACCGACAUGUGGAUGGGAUGCCUGAGGAUGGGCAAGAGCAACGGCUUCAAGGUGAUAUUAGGCAUAAUUUUUCCGCCUUCGAUUCUCCUCUUGGAUUUUCGACUCGGAGAAGAGGGGACCUUUCAAGUCCCGAUGGAGAAUGAAGAAGCUAAGGACAAAGAAGAUGACAAUAAAACCAAGGAAUGUAAUGUUGACGCCGUGUCAAAAAAGGGGGACGAGGAGGAAAGCGCUGUAAAAAAGAGAAGAGUUCCGAUCGGAAGGAAGAUCUAUGAGUUCUACAACACACCCUUCACCAAGUUCUGGUUCAACACGAUCUCUUACCUGGCGUACCUGUGCCUGUACAACUACAUCAUUUUGGUCAAGAUGGAACGCUGGCCCUCACUACAGGAGUGGAUUGUCAUCUCUUACAUCAUCACCCUGGGAAUGGAGAAAGUCAGACAGAUUCUGAUGUCUGAGCCUGGGAAGCUGAAGCAGAAGAUCAAUGUGUGGGCCGAAGAGUAUUGGAACAUCACAGAUGCGGCGGCCAUCUUUACGUUCCUCCUAGGCCUGAUGCUGAGACUACAGAACGAACCUCUGAUGGGCAUCGGUCGAGUGAUCUACUGCGUGGACAUCAUCUUCUGGUACAUCCGGGUGCUUGACAUCUUUGGUGUCAACAAGUACCUGGGACCCUAUGUAAUGAUGAUUGGGAAGAUGAUGAUUGACAUGUUAUACUUCGUGGUGAUCAUGCUGGUGGUACUGAUGAGUUUUGGGGUGGCGCGACAGGCCAUCCUGCACCCCGACGAGAUUCCAACAUGGCGUCUGGCCAGGAACAUCUUCUACAUGCCCUACUGGAUGAUCUACGGGGAGGUGUUUGCCGACUCGAUAGACCGUAAGAGUAGCAUUAAUAUCUAUGCCAUGGAAAUCAAUCCACCAUGUGGUGAUAACAUGUAUGAUGAAGAUGGAAAGAAGCUACCUCCUUGUAUCCCUGGAGCAUGGCUCACACCGGCCAUCAUGGCCUGCUAUCUGCUUGUGGCUAACAUCCUCCUAGUCAAUUUACUCAUUGCAGUCUUUAACAACACCUUUUUAGAGGUAAAGUCCAUCUCCAACCAGAUCUGGAAGUUCCAGCGCUACCAGUUGAUCAUGAAGUUCCAUGACCGCCCACUCCUUCCUCCUCCUCUCAUCAUCUUCAGCCACAUCUACAUAGUUCUGAAACGUAUCUGCUGUCGCUGCAAGAGGAGACCAGAGGGAGAGCAGGAUGACAGGGACAACAAAGGACUACAACUGGUCCUGAAUGCGGAGGAGCUGAAGGCUCUGUAUGAGUUUGAGGAGCAGUGUGUGGAGGAGUACUUUAGGGAGAAGGAGGAUGAGACGCAGUCAUCCAACAAUGAGCGGAUCAGAGUCACAUCUGAGAGAGUGGAGAACAUGUCGAUGCGCCUGGAGGAGGUGAAUGAGAGGGAGCACUCCAUGAAGGCCACCCUGCAGACCGUGGACCUCCGGCUAGGUCAACUGGAGGAGUUCUCCGGCCGCAUGAUGAACGCCGUGGAAAAGCUCGCCGGAGUGGAUCACUGUGACCUGGUCAGGACCCGGUCCGGAGGUCCGACCAGCUGUGACCCGUCCUCACUGCUCCGCCACGGCUCCACCUACAGCGCUGACGGCUACAGCCUUUACCGGUACCACCUGGACAUGGGCGACGACGCGCGCUCCGAGGCUGGCGACAGCAAGAGCCCAGAGAGGCAGGGCAGCAUCCGGAGGACAGGCGAGAGGCGAGGCAGUGUGAGGGACGCCGUGGCCGGCACCGCUGCCCCUCUGACAGGGUACGGGUCAACGCUACACGUGAGGGGACCCAGAGACAAGAUGUGUUCCAGCUCAAGCGUCGAUAUACUGAUCUCCCCCUGCGAAGCGGAGAUGGGAGCCCCAGGCCAGGACCCAGAAGCUCCGGCAGAGUCUUCUCUAAAGCCCAAUCAUGCGAACUCGAUGGACACGGCCUUGGAGAAGGCGGGCGUAGCCGUGGAGAAGAUUAAGCUGGAAGCUGCGGCCUCGUAUCCCCUGGAGUGGGCUAGGACCCUGCAGUAUCACCCACCAGAGACCCAAAUGGCCUCCCCGACCUCCAGGCCCAGAUCCAGAAGCGCCAUGGUGUACAAGCCAGCCAGUGAUGAAGAGGGAGGGGCCGCGUGGGCUACGGGCAUCAACAGCUCUCUUACCGUGGAAGGCAGUCCCAUCAGGUCUCCCACUAUUGGUCGCUGGGGGGCGCGCUUCGAGCACAAGGUUCACCCCUGCCCCAUUGGCCACAUGCCCAAAGUCUCCAUGGAAACGGGAAUCCCCGCCAGCACCGAUACAGCGUACAAGGCUGAGUUCAGUGAGACAGAUGGUGACCAACAGGGCCUGGCAGGGAAGAGCCGGCUGGAGAACAACCAAGACAGAGCUGAGGAUAAGCAGGAAGUGGAGGCUGAAGAUACUGCUGGAGACCUCAUGCUGGUUGGAGAGGACAGGAUGUAUCCGUCGCUGAGGUCCAAGAGCCUAAACACAAAGCCAAGGAAGGCUUUGAAGACCGGAGGAAAGAGCGUGGAGAGACCCAUGUCAGCUGGCAGUGUUAAAGACCUAGCGGUUAUGUUCAGAGGGGCUCUAGAACCAGAAGGAGAGUUGGAGAGAAAGACAAAUAGCUUUAAAGACAGAGCUCCAGCACCUGAGACCGACUUCUAACAAUGGCUUUCAUUGGUAUUACCCAUUGUGAAACAGGGUAAACCAGCCAACGUUGUGUUCAACAGCUGAGCAGUGUGUAACUAUUGACUUAGUCCGUACCUCGCAACAUAUCCACCAAAGGUUCCACCAAAGGUUCCACCAACCCAAUCCAGUUACUGAAGGACACUCUGUUUGCUAACUAGUGGCGUGAAUGCAGACACUUUUCGGUUUAAUUGUUGAAUAUUUUCUCUUUAAUAUUGAUUCUAUUAAAUGUGUUAUGUUUUGAUGGUUAAGGAAUAAACAGAAACAUCACCAGGAGUAUACACUGUUUGCGGAAACAGAAAACCCCUGGAUGUAGAUUUCCCACACCAUACUCCUGGUGAUGUUUUAACCCCUGGAGAUUUCCCUCACCAUAUAAUUUUUUUAAUUGACAGAAAUACUGAUUUUGCUAGUUUUCCAUGUUCCAUAUCAGCCUUUAAAGUUUGUCAUUGUUGCUUCAGAACAUUUGUUGUUUUGGCCUACAAUUUGUUUAUUUUUUUUUAUCCAUUUUACGAGCUUGCUUCCCCAGCGUGUUUGAAAUUAUUUUAUUUGUGUGGCAGCUACCGACAUUUGUGUUUAUUCGGUUUUACAAAGAGCAUGUAUUGUUUAAUCUAUCACAAAUAAUUGAUAUUUGUUUUUAGCUGAUGUGAAACUCUUAAAUUUAACAAAAUUGUUAGUCAAAGAGGUUUUUAAACAUUUGCUAGAUAUCUAAUAUGGGUAAAAAGGGAAGAUUAUAACUACCUCUGUGUAAUGAAGGUAAACAUUUAAUUCUGAAAUAAAAAAAUGACAAUUUGAA